Messenger RNA from Chondrus crispus (carragheen), 354 nucleotides. RefSeq lists its product as hypothetical. Gene Ontology annotation, cellular component: mitochondrion; cytoplasm. Gene Ontology annotation, molecular function: acetyltransferase activity; lipoic acid binding. The record is from RefSeq and is a predicted model, not a curated record. NCBI's taxonomy places the organism in Eukaryota, Rhodophyta, Florideophyceae, Gigartinales, Gigartinaceae. The transcript has a single exon. The coding region runs from base 1 to 354 and encodes 117 amino acids.
AUGCUGGAAAUCGCCGAGGAGCUGAUGCGGCUCGGGGAACUGAGGGAUAGCGGGAAAUUCGGAGGGAGGGAUUUGGAGGACGGGACGUUCACGCUGUCGAAUAUCGGAAGUAUCGGGGGCAGAAUUGCCAAUCCGGUGGUGUUCGCGCCGCAGAGUUGUAUUGGUGCGCUCGGUGCGGUGAGGAAACGGGCAGUGGUUGACGAUAGCAGCGCAGAGGUUGUAGUGAGGGACAUGGUGACGGUGUCGUGGGCGGCGGAUCACAGGAUUGUGGAUGGGGCGACGAUGGCUAUGUUCAACAGGAGGUGGAAGGAGUUUGUCGAGGGGCCGGAGGGGAUGUUGGCGCACAUGAAAUAA